AUGCAGGGGACAAUCCACUCUGAAGAAGAGCAGAUACAAAUUUCUGAAUGUGGUAAAAGCUCAGGUCAGACCAGGUCAGUUUUGGUUCAUGGAAGGACCUACACAGGAGAGAUGCCCUACAAGUGCAUCCAAUGUGGUAAAUCCUUUAGUAAAGCUGGCAACUUGGCAAAACACCAGAGGACUCACACAGGAGAGAAACCCUUUGAAUGUCCUGUGUGUGGGAAAAGUUUCAGUCAGAAUUCCUAUCUAGUGAAUCAUCAGCAGACUCAUACAGGAGAAAAACCCUUUGAAUGUCCUCUUUGUGGGAAAAGUUUCAGACAAAGUUGUGAUCUUGUGAAACACCAGAGGACUCACACAGGAGAGAAACCCUUUGAAUGUCCUGUGUGUGGGAAAAGUUUCAGUCAGAAUUCCUAUCUAGUGAAUCAUCAGCAGACUCAUACAGGAGAAAAACACUUUGAAUGUCCUCUUUGUGGGAAAAGUUUCAGACAAAGUUGUGACCUUGUGAAACACCAGAGGAUUCACACAGGAGAGAAACCCUUUCAAUGUCCUAUUUGUGGUAAAAGUUUCAGUCAGAAUUCUAACCUGGCUAAACACCAGAGGAAUCACACAGAAGAGAAACCCUAUGAAUGUCCUGUUUGUGGGAAAUGUUUCAGUCUGAAUUCUAACCUAGUGAAGCAUCAGAGGACUCACACAGGAGAGAAACCCUUUGAAUGUCCUGUUUGUGGGAAAAGUUUCAGUCUGAAUUCCUGCCUGGUGAUUCAUCAGAGGACUCACACAGGAGAGAAACCCUUUGAAUGUUCUGUUUGCGGGAAACGUUUCAGUGAGAAUUCUAACCUGACUAAACACCAGAGGACUCACACAGGAGAGAAACCCUUUGAAUGUUCUGUUUGUGGGAAACGUUUCAGUCAGAAUUCAAGCCUAGUGAAACACCAGAGGACUCACACAGGAGAGAAACCCUUUGAAUGUCCUGUUUGUGGGAAAAGUUUCAGUCAGAAUUCCUAUCUAGUGAAUCAUCAGCAGACUCAUACAGGAGAAAAACCCUUUGAAUGUCCUCUUUGUGGGAAAAGUUUCAGACAAAAUUAUGACCUUGUAAAACACCAGAGGAUUCACACAGGAGAAAAACCCUUUGAAUGUCCUGUUUGUAAGAAAAGUUUCAGUCAGAAUUCUAACCUGGCUAAGCACCGGAGGAAUCACACAGGAGAGAAACCCUUUGAAUGUUCUGCUUGCGGGAAAUGUUUCAGUCAGAAUUCUAACCUAGUGAAGCAUCAGAGGACUCACACAGGAGAGAAACCCUUUGAAUGUCCUGUUUGUGGGAAAAGUUUCAGUCUGAAUUCCUGCCUGGUGAAUCAUCAGAGGACUCACACAGGAGAGAAACCCUUUGAAUGUUUUGUUUGCGGGAAACAUUUCAGUGAGAAUUCUAACCUGACUAAACACCAGAGGACUCACACAGGAGAGAAACCCUUUGAAUGUCCUGUUUGUGGGAAACAUUUCAGUCAGAAUUCAAGCCUAGUGAAACACCAGAGGACUCACACAGGAGAGAAACCCUUUGAAUGUCUUGUUUGUGGGAAACAUUUCAGUCAGAAAUCCUGCCUGGUGAAUCAUCAGAGGACUCACACAGGAGAGAAACCCUUUGAAUGUCCUGAUUGUGGAAAACAUUUCAGUUACAAUUCCAACUUGGUAAGACAUAAUAGAAGUCACACAAGAAACAAACCCUUUGAAAGUGUAGAAUGUGGGGAAAGUUUCAAUAAAAAUUCUGACCUGGUGAAACACCAGAGGAUUUACACAGGAGAGUAA
This is a messenger RNA of Ahaetulla prasina, 1794 nucleotides long. Its product is annotated as zinc finger protein 271-like. The coding region runs from base 1 to 1794 and encodes 597 amino acids. The record is from RefSeq and is a predicted model, not a curated record. The transcript has a single exon. Gene Ontology annotation, biological process: regulation of transcription by RNA polymerase II. Gene Ontology annotation, cellular component: nucleus. NCBI's taxonomy places the organism in Eukaryota, Metazoa, Chordata, Lepidosauria, Squamata, Colubridae. Gene Ontology annotation, molecular function: DNA-binding transcription factor activity, RNA polymerase II-specific; RNA polymerase II transcription regulatory region sequence-specific DNA binding.